AUGGAAUCUUCAUCAACGACUCUAGUCACGCGUGAUGAGGAGGCACGAAGGCUUAAACUUCAGACCGUUGUCCUUCGGGACCAGAAAGCCGCCCUUGAGGACAAAUUGUCCGAAAAAGAUGAGAAUAUCAAGAAACUGGUAGCCCGGUGCCGGCAGUUCGAGAGCGAGGUCGAAGCUGGCAAGGAAGCGAUGCGAAAACAGAGUGUUCAGAUGAAAACCCAAACUAGGGACUUCGUACAUCUGCAGACCGAGUUACAGUCUCUCCAGUCAGUCUCUAAUGACUCCGCGAAGCUCCUGGCGGAGAAACUAGCCCUGGCCCGUGAGCUCAACACGCUGCGGCCUGAGCUCGAACAUCUCAAGUCACAGCUUUCUCAUCAGCAAACCGUCAUCGCCGAAAAGCUCGCGCUUGAACGCCAACUUAACUCCCUUGAAGUUGAGCUCGAGGCAGAAAAGAGAUCGAAGCAACGGCAAGAAGACAACAGCGAACUACAUACCAGGAUUCAGGAACUCGAGAAGAAGUUGGCUGCCGAGAAGAAGGAAAAGGAACGCGUCAGGAAAGAGGGCGAGCGAGCCCUUUCCGAGGCUACCGCUCAGCAUGAAAUGUUCGAGCAAAGGCUUGAGACGAUGAAGCUAAAGCUACGCGACACACGAGAGGAGCUGAAGAAAUGCCAGGCUGAGCUGAGCGACAUCCAAACAUCCUCGAUCAAUCUUUCAGAUGUCACUGAGAAAACUGUCGCAUUGCCGGCCGUGCGCAAGCAAGGCAAGAAGAGGCGGGUCGAGGAAGCGACCAUGGAGAUAACCAUUCCCACCCCGGGGGCUGCUGAUCAGAAGGGGAAGAGGGCGCUGAAGAAGCGAGGGUUGGAUGUUACGCUUGCUAAUGUCGGCGAGAAAUCCACGUUCUCCAUCACCCCAUUCCUCAACCGGACGAAGAUACUUGAGAACGAAGAGACAGAUCCCUUCGAUGAGGAAGAACCUGAGCACAGCUUCCUGGAUUCUAAAGCCACACGCGACAUCACCGCCGUCCAGCCUCCCGCCAAGAUUGCCUCCGAAUCGGUUUCGAGCGCGUCGGCCCAACCCACCGCGAAGCCAAGGGGACGGCCAAGGAAGAUCUUGGGAGAGAUUCCUAGUGCUAAGAAUUCGAACACAGCUAAGGCUUCGAGGAAAAAGGCUGACGACAAAACGAAGACCUCGAAGCUCGAUAUGGUAUUAGAGAAGGUGGUCGAGGAGGCGGGCGAAGAUGGCGAGAAUGAGCCUGCACCCGUAGAGGCCGAGAAUUCCGUAGAGAAAGAAACGGACACUGAGCCGACGGUAGAGAAGAAGGCCAGCGGAGUAAGAGGAAGGGUGCCUGCGCGCAAACUCAAAGCGGUUCCCAGUACCGAGGCGCUGAGCGGAUUCGAGCCCGAGCCGAAGAAGAAGAAGCGUAAGUUGCUUGGCGGUCCUAACAAGACCCUCUUCGACGACGACGAAGGCGAAACCGUGAAGAAGCCGGCACCCAAGGCCUCUGUUGGGGGCCCGAGGCCUUUGGGCAAGUUGGGCGUGUCCCUCGGAGUGAAGCAAAAUGCAUUUGCUGGCAAGGCUUUCUCGCCCCUGAAAAGGGAUAGGAGGGGUGUGCAGGCCAGUUUCCUGGCGUAG
This is a messenger RNA of Scedosporium apiospermum, 1632 nucleotides long. RefSeq lists its product as uncharacterized. The transcript has 3 exons. The record is from RefSeq and is a predicted model, not a curated record. Lineage: Eukaryota; Fungi; Ascomycota; Sordariomycetes; Microascales; Microascaceae. Bases 1 to 1632 code for a protein of 543 amino acids.